AUGGAGUUCUUCGAGGGCGCGAUGACAGUCCGGCUGCAGAGCUGCCACGGGACGUACCUGGUGGUAGAUGAGCAUUGGCAUCGCGUGAUGCUGCGGUCAGACCGCUUCUGUGACGGUGCCCGGUGGACCGUCGUGAUCGUCACCGAUGCUAGCGGCCAGCGGCGGCUCCGACUCAGGAGCUUCUACGGCCGCUACCUCGCUCCUCACCCCACGGAUGACAGCAUAUUCUUUGGCAGGAAGGUGAUGCUGGAUGACUUGGGCCCCGGCGUCAACUGGGAGCCGCUCCGCGAGAACUCCGACGUCCGGCUCAGGUGCGUCUUCAAUCAGUUCCUCCGGGCCGACUCUGUCAACUUGACGUGGCGCGAACCGGUGACGGUCGACUACCGGUCGAUCCUCGGUAUACGACGUCGCUUUCUGUGGCGCGUCGAAGCCAUCGGGGUGGCCCCUGUUCCUCUUCCACAGUCGUGGCGGCCACCGACGCAGCUGCCUCCUCCUCCUCCUCCUCCUGCUGCUGCUGCAUGUAGCAUCGCAGUGCUGAAGAGGAGGGAGGAGACAGAGUAG
This is a messenger RNA of Musa acuminata AAA Group (dessert banana), 561 nucleotides long. RefSeq lists its product as uncharacterized. The transcript has a single exon. The coding region runs from base 1 to 561 and encodes 186 amino acids. Lineage: Eukaryota; Viridiplantae; Streptophyta; Magnoliopsida; Zingiberales; Musaceae. The record is from RefSeq and is a predicted model, not a curated record.